This is a messenger RNA of Myxocyprinus asiaticus (Chinese sucker), 5806 nucleotides long. It is a transcript of the gene aldh8a1, whose product is annotated as aldehyde dehydrogenase 8 family, member A1. The transcript is spliced from 7 exons. The coding region runs from base 38 to 1588 and encodes 516 amino acids. The record is from RefSeq and is a predicted model, not a curated record. Gene Ontology annotation, biological process: retinoic acid metabolic process. Gene Ontology annotation, molecular function: retinal dehydrogenase (NAD+) activity. NCBI's taxonomy places the organism in Eukaryota, Metazoa, Chordata, Actinopteri, Cypriniformes, Catostomidae.
UUGCAAAAGAGUAAACCACAGUCCGGUGAAAGCUCACAUGCAACAGGGCUGCUUACUGCUGUGCAAACAUUUUAGAUCCUCUUUUUGUCUGAUUUUUACUCAAAAGUUUUCUGCAAUUUCUAAAGAGGCAAAAAAGAUGAAUUAUCUAGUGCUGGAAAACUAUAUUGGUGGGAAGUUUGUACCAUGCUCCAAACUUAUAGAUUCUUACGACCCGUCGACUGGAGAGGUUUAUUGCAAAGUUCCAGAAAGUGGACCAGAAGAGGUGGACGCUGCAGUGAGGGCAGCCAAAGAGGCCUUUCCUGAUUGGUCAACUAAGAGCCCAGCUGAGAGAUCUCAAGUGCUGAUUAAACUGGCAGACCUGAUAGAGGCUCAUCUGGAGGAAUUUGCCCAGGCAGAGUCUAAAGACCAGGGGAAGACUAUAACUUUCGCCCGAACUGUUGACAUUCCACGAGCAGCAUACAACUUCCGUUACUUUGCUUCAUCUAUCCUGCAUCAUACAAAUGACUGCAGUCAGAUGGAUCACAUGGACUGUCUCAACUACACAUUACGCAGUCCUGUGGGAGUGGCUGGUCUUAUAAGCCCAUGGAACCUGCCGCUGUACCUCCUGACCUGGAAGAUUGCCCCUGCUGUAGCUACAGGCAACACUGUAGUGGCCAAGCCCAGUGAAAUGACUUCAGUCACUGCCUGGAUGAUGUGUCAGCUAUUGGAUGAAGCUGGUUUUCCACCGGGUGUGGUUAACAUUGUAUUUGGUACGGGCCCGCAUGCAGGGGAUGCGUUGGUGUCCCACCCUGAUGUGCCAUUGAUCUCAUUUACGGGGAGCACAGAUACAGCGAGACUGAUAACUGAACGUAGUGCGCCGUUCUGUAAGAAGCUUUCUUUGGAGCUUGGUGGGAAAAACCCUGCUAUUAUAUUUGCUGAUGCUGACAUGGAGCAAUGCAUCAGCACUACUGUACGAUCAAGCUUCUCUAAUCAGGGAGAGAUUUGUCUGUGUACCAGCAGAAUCUUUGUUGAACGGAGCAUUUACCCAGAAUUCCUCACUCGUUUUGUGGAGGCGACUCGUCAGUGGAAAACUGGAGUGCCCUCUGACCCCUCCAACAACAACGGAGCGCUUAUCAGCAAAGAGCACCUACAGAAGGUUAAUGGUUAUGUGGCUUUGGCGCUGGCAGAGGGUGCCAAGGUGUAUUGCGGGGAGGGUGUGGACAAACUUACCCUUCCACAGCGGAAUGCAGGCGGCUAUUUCAUGUUGCCCACCAUCAUUUCUGAGGUUACCGACUCUUCCGCAUUGAUGCAGGAAGAGAUAUUUGGUCCCGUAACCUGUGUGACACCCUUCGAUGAAGAGGAGGAAGUGAUAUCACGAGCCAACGGUGUACGCUAUGGUUUAGCCGCCACGGUAUGGUCCCGAGAUGUGGGACGUGUGCACAGGGUUGCUAGGAAACUGCAGGCUGGGUUGGUGUGGGCCAACUGCUGGCUGGUCAGAGAUUUAAAUCUUCCGUUUGGCGGCAUGAAACACUCUGGGAUUGGCAGAGAGGGGGGCAAAGACUCAUACAACUUCUUCACAGAGGUUAAAGCCGUCACCAUCAAACACUGAGUAGUACUCAAACACACAGUACACACUCAAGAUGAAGAUGAGUAAGUCUCUGUGUGAUUCAUGUGUCAUUUCAAAUUGGUUUACAAAUUAUAUAGAGGAAGCAAUCAUUAUCAUCUUUGUUUAGCAAGAUUGGGAAUAAAGUUCAUGAGUCAGAAUCACAAAAUCUAAGUACUUUACUAUGCUUUGUUUCCUCAUUAAGUGUGUCAUAUUCUUUUUUUGUUUUGUUUUUUUAAAAUAACAGGCAACUAUAAGUAGGUUAAUUACCCUGAAAAGUGUAAGCACUGUUUGGCUCUUUUGGGCUUUUAAUAAAAUGUCAAACAAAAUAUGUCAAAUAAAAUUCAGAUAGAUUUUUGAAAAACAAUAAAAGCAUAGAGCAGUUAAAUCAAUAUAUCAAGCAUAGCUUAAAUAAUUGUGUCUUGGAAGAAUUUAUUGAGAAAUCUUCGAGGUUGAAAGUUUAGACUUUUGCACACUUUACUUUGAGCACAGUUUGAGACAUAGAGAUAGUUCACUCAAAAAUGAAAAUUCUCUCAUUAUUUACUCACCCUCAUGCCAACCCAGAUGUGUAUGACUUGUCUUUUGCUGAACACAAAGAUUCUUAGAAGAAUAUCUCAGCUCUUUAGGUCCAUAUAAUGCAGGUGAAUGGUGGCCAGAACUUUGAAGGUCCAAAAAGCAUGUAAAGGCAGCAUAAAAUUAAUCCAUAAAUCCAGUGGUUAAAUCCAUGUCUUCAGAAGCUAUAUGAUAGAUGUGGGUGAGAAUCAGAUUAAUAUUUAAGUCCAUUUUUACUAUUAAUUCUCCUCCUGCCUAGUAGGUGGUGAUUUGCACAAAGAAUGCAAAUCGCCAAAAAACAAAAGAAGAAGAAUGUUGAAGUGAAAGUGUAAGUAGAGAUUUAUAAUAAAAAACUACUUAAAUAUUGAUAUGCUUCUCAUCCACACCUAUCAUAUCACUUCUGAAGACAUGGGUUUAAUGACUGGAGUUGUAUGGAUUAUUUUAUGCUGCCUUUAUGUGAUUUUUGGAGCUUCAAAGUUCUGUCCACUAUUCACUUGUACUGACCUACAGAGCUGAGAUACUCUUCUAAAAAUCUUUGUUUGUGUUCAGAAGAAGAAAGAAAUGCACACAUCUUGGAUGGCAUGAGUGAACUAUCCCUUUUAGAUCUCUUUGGAAACUCUGUAGCAAAAAUAAGAUUACCAGAAUUUUUAUCAGGAGAAGCAGGAGAUAUAAGAAAAAGCCACAAGUCUUUGCUCCACUUUUCUCUCCAUUUAAGCUUUUUGCAGUCUAGGAGAAACACAUUAGAUACAGUAUUUAAGAUAUCUAAUUUUUAUCUAAUUUUUUAUUUCAACCUUUAAUUUUUAAUAUAAGACACCAUAUGUGUACAAAGAUUGGGGUUGUGGCUACUUCCCACAGCUGGGUGCGUGAAUCAAUGUGCUGUUUCCAAGAAUUAUCCAAGUGUGAGAUUUACCGAGUGUGAGAACUGACUAUUUGACACAGAGCUCAUGAGCUGGAUUUCCACACCAGUAAUGGACACCAUGAAGAUAAAACUGACAUUUUUCUCAUAACUGUGCUGGGCUUCUCUGGUCUUCAUGACAAAUCUCUCUAUUAUAGUGUCUAAUCCUUAGUUUCCAAACUUUGAAAAGUGGACACACACAGGUACCAUGGUACUACCUUGUUUUUAGACAUGGUAACAUGGCAAUUCCAUGUUUUUUUUUUUUUUUUUUUUAUUUACCCAUGACAUUACCAUGUUUUUAUGGCAGUUCUGUGGUAUUACAUGAAAUACAUUGGAGUACUCUGUAAAUACCAUGGCACAUGAACAUGGUUAAAACAUUUUUUACCUUAGUUUACAAUGACACCCAAAUGUAUUUGUCAUGAAUGUCAAUGCAUUACAAAUAACCAAAUAUCAAACCAAGUAGCAUUCAUUGUAAAGAAACAGAGCAUAUAUGUACACGAUAAAUAUAGUAGACAAAUAGUGUACACUUUCUAGUUGUCUAGUUAAACACUUUUUGCGGACUUUAGGGUGCACUGUUCCAUGGUAUUCCUAUUUUAUACCAUUACUUAACAAUGGUACCACCAUAAUACUUUUUAGGGGACAGAUUCCUACAGUUUAAAACCGGGGUCUCUGUGUUUGAUAAAAGCACAGACAUAACAAACACACAUGCAUGCAACAACAUACACAAACACACACCAAGAAAAGUCUGAUGUCAGUGUGUGCCAAGCUCUGGUGCAGAAAAGCACAACAGGGGCAAGUCGUGGGGAAAGCUCUUACAGUGAUAUCUUGGAUCUGUAUUGAAAGGUUUUCUCAGUUAAUGAGGGGCGUGUGCACGUUUGUGUGAGAAAACUGAAGGAACUUGUGAAUGUGUUCAGUCACGUCCCUGCGUGCUCACACACCAUCCACAUUCAAAGGGCAGAGCCCUCACUGGCAGCUUUUAUUAUGGGUUGACCACAGACGAUGCCCUGUACCAAGUUGUAUCUGAAGAUACAACUUGUAAUCACUCUUGGCCUAGACCCCGGGACCAGUCCUGCACAAUAUCUUUCUUCCUUAAUAGGAAGAAAUGUGUUUUAUUAUUGUGUGUUGUAAUUAUGCACAAACUUUAAUUGUGAAAUGGUAAUAAUACAAAGAAAAAAAUAUACUAAUACACUUGCACACUUAAUAAACAAGUGGACUUGCUUAUAGUGUUAGUUUAGUUGAUGUACACCAGUGUUUCAAACAUAGCCAUAUUUGAGUAAGAAACAAAACAAAACAAAACAAAGUUUUUGAUUAGUCGCAUCAGAUUUAGAUUUGUUCAUCUCCACCAGUGUUUCAAACAUGGCCAUAUUUGAGUAAGAAACAAAACAAAACAACAAAGAACAAAGUUUUUGAUUAGUCGCAUCAGAUUUAGAUUUGUUCAUGUACACCAGUGUUUCAAACAUAGCCAUAUUUGAUUGAAAAAAAAAAAACAACAACAAAGUUUUUGAUUAGUCAUGUCAGAUUUAGAUUUAUUCAUGAACACCAGUGUUUCAAACAUAGCCACAUUUUCAGCCAACAAUCCUGCAUCUGUGUGGAAAGGCCUAAAAAGCAUCACCAAGUACAAGACACCUCCCCCUCACUCUGUAGAGAAUCAACUAAUGGCUGAUGAACCGAAUGUGUUUUACUGCAGGUUUGAAAAGCCCAGUCUUUCACCCCUACCCUGCUCUGAUCUUCACUUCACACACACACCAACACCUCCUGGAACCCCACUCCUCCCCCAUCCUGCUACUCCAUCUGCACUUAUGAUCUAUCAGGAGGUUGUGUGCCGGGUCUUUCGGAAACAAAAGACUAGGAAAGCUUCAGGCCCAGAUGUUGUUUCACCUGCCUGUCUGAAAGUCUGCGCUGACCAACUGGCCCCCAUCUUCACACAGAUCUUCAAUAGAUCACUGGAGCAGUGUGAAAUUCCCUGCUGCUUCAAAUGCUCCAUCAUCAUUCCGGUCCCCCCAAAAAAAACAAAUCAGAGGACUUAAUUACUACAGACCUGUCGCUCUCACGUCUGUGGUCAUGAAGUCAUUUGAGAGACUGGUUUUGGCCUACCUGAAGGACAUCACUGGACCCCUGCUGGGCCUCCUUCAGUUUGCUACCGAGCAAACAGGUCUGUGGAUGAUGCUGUCAAUAUGGUACUGCAUUAUAUCCUGCAACACCUCGACAGACCUGGGAUUUAUGCAAAGAUCCUAUUUGUGGACUUCAGUUCAGCCUUCAAUACCAUCAUGCCUGAUCUUCUCUCAACCAAACUGACCCAGCACCCUGUGCCCACCCCAAUCUGUCGAUGGAUCACCAGCUUUCUGACAAAUAGGCAGCAGCUAGUGAGACUGGUGAGACUCACAUCCAGGACCCUCACUAUUACCACUGGUGCUCCUCAGGGAUGCGUUAUCUCUCCACUGCUCUUCUCCCUGUACACAAAUGACUGCACCGCCAAGGACACCUCUGUCAAGCUCCUGAAGUUUGCGCCAGGACAUCCAGGCACAAGAACAGUUUUUACCCUCAGGCCAUUAUUAAACUAUUAAACUGCCUCACGACUCCCCCAUAGUGCAAUAAUGUAAAUACAUAUCUCAUGUACAUAUGUAAAUUCACAUAUUUAAUUCAAUAACUGUACAUACCCCUAUUAUUUGUGUGUCUGUUUAUACUCCUACCUUGUUUUAUAUUCUGUCUCUGAACUGUAAUGUUCUGUGUGCAAUUGUUUCUCCUAUCACCAAAAAAUAAAUAAAUAAAAAAAAAUC